Cucurbitaria berberidis CBS 394.84 is the source of this 2442-nucleotide messenger RNA. RefSeq lists its product as uncharacterized. Gene Ontology annotation, molecular function: DNA-binding transcription factor activity, RNA polymerase II-specific; RNA polymerase II cis-regulatory region sequence-specific DNA binding. The transcript has 4 exons. The record is from RefSeq and is a predicted model, not a curated record. Bases 1 to 2442 code for a protein of 813 amino acids. Lineage: Eukaryota; Fungi; Ascomycota; Dothideomycetes; Pleosporales; Cucurbitariaceae. Gene Ontology annotation, biological process: regulation of transcription by RNA polymerase II.
AUGGCAACCGACAUUCGCCGCUCGAGGUCCAACACCUCAAUGUCUACUAGGAGCAAUAGACCGCUUUCACGCGCUUCGACCACAAGUCUUCACUCGUUCGAACAAUUCCAGCAGCAGCCGCGACCGACGCAAUUCCCCCAACCGCCACAGUACAAUGCGCCUUUCACUAGCGAAGCCCUCCAGCCGGCACUAAUUCAGGCCGCACAGCAAGUUAGCGCACAAGACCAACUCAUAAACAUGUCACUCGAGAGCGUACAGCAGUAUCUUGGGUACCCAGGAGACUCAACCCCAACCCCAACUCAACCGAACGGAUUGGCAGCGCAACCAAUCGACUCGCACGCAUACCACAAUUCACUGUCGCAACACCCGCAGCAACACUUCAUGGCUCCGCCAAUGGACGCAGAGGAGAAAAAGAAGAAGAACUCGGCGUCGGGGGCUGCUACCAAUGACAAGGAGCUUCGUCAACUGUUGAACCAGAAUGAGGGUCGGAACCUGAAAGACGUGGCAGCGGAAGUCAUCCAGAACGACCGGACAUCCAAGGCUGAAAAGUCGAAACAGCUCUUUGCCAUGUUAUGGUUGAAAUCUGUUUGUCGCCUUGCAAAAACCUCUGUCCCGCGCAACAGAGUCUACUCGAAAUACGCAGAACGCUGCGGCACUGACCGCGUUAUACCCCUUAACCCCGCCUCAUUUGGCAAGCUCGUCCGAGUCAUCUUCCCGGGUAUUCAGACUAGACGCCUCGGUGUUCGCGGAGAGUCAAAGUAUCACUAUGUCGAUCUGGAACUUAUCAACGACAGUGGCGACAGCGAAGAUAUGCGUCGACCCAGCAAUGGCGCCAUAGCACACCAUACAAUGAAACGACAGCAAUCCACGGGCCCUAAGCUUGACUUCAACGCUAUCCCACGACUGCCUGCAGAUAGCGCACAGUUUCCGCCCCGAGAGACUGCAGUACAACCACCUAGCAGUAAUUACACCCCAGCCUCGUCGAAAGGUCUUCUAUUCACCGACAUAUAUGCGCCUCAGUACCGGUCAUCCAACACUCGAACGAAGACAUCGUACGAGAAUGAGCUGAAGUUUCCCACACCAGAUAUCCUCGAAGCUCCAGAUGCUCUGGAGAUAGAACUACCGGACAUCACGCCCUACCUGCCAGCACGUACUGAUCCCGACUCGGCCCAGAAUUUAGUAGCAAUGUAUCGUUCACAUGUGACCUCUCUGGUAGACGCAGUGCGAUAUUGUAAAGAAAAGCAAUUCUUCCGGCUCUUUGGCACAUUCCACGGUACUUUGACCGUGCCCGUACAGAAGCUCUUCGCAGCGCCUGAGCUAGCCCCUUGGAUCAAGGAGUGUGACUGGAUGAUGUAUCAGAAGAUGGUCCGCAACGUCUCGCAACUCACCCUACAAGUCGCCCCACCCGCUGUGCUUCGAUUUCUCGAUAACGUUGCGAAGACAUUACAUGCGCACAUCAAUGCAAAGUUCUUACCAUUGCCGGUACACGUUCUUGAGGCCAAAUUAGAACCCGCGACGAUAUUCUCGCAUCUUCUACGCCAGAUGUUGCGGGUCAACUCGACUGCGCAUGCGGCUGCUGUGAUGCUCACAGCUGAGAGCCAUCGCACGCAGAUGUUCGCCGACUGGCUGCAGCAUGUCAACAUGAAGCGAAUCAUUGCCAAUGAGGUGCCAGGCUCAUGUGCACACGAGGAGGUUUACCAUAUCCUCACCACGGAGAUUCGAUCCAUGCUGGGUCCCUUGCCGCAAGAAAUACAAUUGCCAUCAGGACAAAUCUACCGUGCUGCACAUCCCGAUCCUCCUGCUGACCCCUCAGAAUCAGUCAUUGACCGCAUCGCCGCUUUCCUUAUGAGAGUGCCCUCUCGGUUUCCAACUGCUCCCGCUCGCACGAUCUUGCAUUGCAUCAGUGGCCUCGGAUCGGCGGCCCUACGGGAGAUCACCGUUGAGAACGGCAUUAGUUUCCAAGGCUGGUGGCUCACAAAGGUGUUUGUAGACGAAAUGGCACAGUGGUUGGCGUCGCUAGGUGGCUUUCUAGGCCACGCUCCCCCCAAUUGGAAUUCACCCACUUACUCUCCGGUCAUGGAUGACUCGAUGAAUGCCGGCAUGAUCAACGGGGGCAGCGGCAGCAACAACGAGAGCCGAUAUAGCAGCAUCGAUGCUGACUUCGGGCCGGACCAGUCUUUCAUGUCCAACACCAGUAACGUUGCGAUGCAAGACCCCAACACUAACCAGGAAGUCAAUCCUGGAAGAUUUGCUCAACAACCACAAUACGAUAUGAGCUUCAGUUUCGAGUACGAUAUGACCCCCUCCCAACAAGAGCAGAGUCACGAUGAUAGCGGUAUUGGCCUCCUGGAAGACGGCAUCGACGCUAAGUUCGCAUCCAAGAUGCAACAGUCGCUCAAGUCGCACCUCUCACAAGCUCCGCUUCCACAGGGUGUCAGCUAG